Messenger RNA from Linum tenue, 637 nucleotides. NCBI's taxonomy places the organism in Eukaryota, Viridiplantae, Streptophyta, Magnoliopsida, Malpighiales, Linaceae. The record is from the annotation of a GenBank genome assembly.
GUAUGGCGUUUCUCUGAAGGUGUGGGGAUUGCAACGAACAAUGUUGCUGAAUAUCGAGGUGUGAUUCUGGGAAUGAAGCAAGCACUCAAAAAAGGGUUUAGAGACAUUAGUGUACAGGGGGAUUCUAAUCUUGUCUGUAUGCAGAUUCAGGGCAUAUGGAAGUUAAAAAACCAGAACAUAAUUGCUUUGGGAAACGAGGCGAAGGCGUUCAAGGACAAGUUCCGUACUUUUGAGAUCAGACAUAUUCUGAGGGAAUUCAAUUCUGAAGCUGAUGCACUAGCAAACCAGGCUGUUCAGCUCAGGGAUGGGCAAGUGCAAGAGGCUUUGAUCACCAAGUAGUUUGACACCAUUUGAGGUUGGAGUAAAUGGUCAAAAUUUCAGCUCCAGGCCAGGAAGGGGUAGGGAUAGAAAUGACUUCAGUGCAGCAACUUGUUUAUAUGUUUUUGCUUACCUUUUGGGCUUGUUGAAGCUAGAUAUCACAUUUCAGCUUCCAAUGUUGAUAAUUUAACCUGUUAGUAAUUGUAGUAAUUGAAAUGGACGGCUCUGAUGUAAGCUCCUUUAUGAUACCUUCAUUCUCAAAUCUCAACCUACCUUUUCGUUUCGGCUGUAUUACAGGAAUGGUCACUGAACUUUGGGG